This is a messenger RNA of Ochotona curzoniae (black-lipped pika), 1292 nucleotides long. Its product is annotated as ribosome biogenesis protein WDR12-like. The record is from RefSeq and is a predicted model, not a curated record. Gene Ontology annotation, biological process: maturation of LSU-rRNA from tricistronic rRNA transcript (SSU-rRNA, 5.8S rRNA, LSU-rRNA); ribosome biogenesis; maturation of 5.8S rRNA from tricistronic rRNA transcript (SSU-rRNA, 5.8S rRNA, LSU-rRNA). Gene Ontology annotation, molecular function: protein binding. Bases 1 to 1257 code for a protein of 418 amino acids. Gene Ontology annotation, cellular component: PeBoW complex; preribosome, large subunit precursor. NCBI's taxonomy places the organism in Eukaryota, Metazoa, Chordata, Mammalia, Lagomorpha, Ochotonidae. The transcript is spliced from 2 exons.
AUGGCGCAAGACGCGGAAAACAAGAAAUAUGCAGUUGAUGAUGUUCCCUUCUCAAUACCUGCUGCCUCUGAAAUUGCUGACCUCAGUAACAUUAUCAAUAAGUUGUUGGAGGGCAAAAAUGAAUUCCACAAACAUGUGGAGUUUGAUUUCCUUAUCAAGGGCCAGUUUCUGCGAAUGCCUUUGGUCAAACACAUGGAAUUGGAGAAUAUCUCAUCGGAAGAAGUCGUGGAGCUGGAGUAUGUUGAGAAGUACACUGCACCUCAGCCAGAGCAGUGCAUGCUCCACGAUGACUGGAUCAGUUCAGUGCAAGGAGCAGAGGAAUGGAUCUUGACUGGUUCUUAUGAUAAGACUUCACGAAUUUGGUCCUUGGAAGGAAAGUCGAUCAUGACAAUUGCAGGACAUACCGAUGUUGUAAAAGAUGUGGCCUGGGUGAAAAAAGACGGUUUGUCAUGCUUAUUACUGAGUGCUUCUAUGGAUCAGACCAUUCUCCUAUGGGAGUGGAAUGUGGAGAGAAACAAAGUGAAAGCCCUGCACUGCUGCAGGGGUCACGCGGGAAGUGUGGAGUCCAUCGCUGUGGACAGCUCAGGCACUAAAUUUUGCAGUGGCUCUUGGGAUAAGAUGCUAAAGAUCUGGUCAACAGUCCCUACAGAUGAAGAAGACGAAGUGGAAGAAUCUACAAAUCGACCAAGGAAAAAGCAAAAAACAGAGCAGUUGGGAUUAACAAGGACUCCCAUUGUGACUCUGUCCGGCCACAAAGAAGCAAUAUCCUCAGUUCUGUGGUCAGAUACUGAAGAAAUCUGCAGUGCUUCUUGGGAUCAUACAAUUAGAGUAUGGGAUGUUGAGUCUGGCAGUCUUAAGUCAACUUUGACAGGAAAUAAAGUAUUUAAUUGUAUUUCCUAUUCUCCACUUUGUAAACGUUUAGCUUCUGGAAGCACAGAUAGGCAUAUAAGACUGUGGGAUCCCCGAACUAAAGAUGGUGCUUUGGUGUCACUGUCCCUAACUUCACAUACUGGAUGGGUCACAUCAGUAAAGUGGUCUCCCACUCAUGAGCAGCAGCUGAUUUCCGGUUCUUUAGACAAUAUGGUCAAGCUAUGGGAUAUAAGAAGUUGUAAGGCUUCUCUUUAUGACCUGGCUGCUCAUGAAGACAAAGUGUUGAGUGUUGACUGGACAGACACAGGACUACUUCUGAGUGGUGGAGCAGACAAUAAAUUGUAUUCCUACAGAUAUUCACCUACCACUUCCCACGUGGGAGCAUGAACAUGAAUGAUGAUCUGUUUAGAAGUGACUUCCUU